AGAACAUACCCAGUACCUAUUUGGAAAACAAAAUAUUGUUCAAAAAUAGCCAAAAAUUGAAAUUUCAUCAUAUAAAUAAACUGCUAUAUACUGCUAUUCUCGGAUGUAAAUUUAUUCUAUAACAGUAAGCAAAACUAAAACUACAAUGUCGGAACAACUAGAGUUACUUACAGAAAAUCCUUUGCAUUGGACGUCGGUUUCGUUUACCACCCCAGAGGUGCUCAAAAAGGAAAUAAAACCGUUUGUUUUAUUGGCUCUCAAAGAGUUGGAAGGUUGUCCCGACAGUCGGACAGCCAAUUUAAUGAAUGCUGAUAAGUUCUCAGCCGUCCGAGCAGUAGUCAGACAUGUCACUCGGCUCAGAUCUGCCACAAAUACUCCCUGGAACCCUAGAGAUAUGCAAACAUUCUUGGAAGGGCUCAGGUUUUCACCAGAGUGUGCAUCUGAGCUAUGUAAUCUACUGUGUACAGAUGAGAUAUAUGAACACAUACCUAAACACCUGAGGGUCAAGCCAGGAGUAGUGAAUUUACAAUGGAAGAUUGAUGUUUCACUAAGUCAAUCCAACAUAAAUUCAAGUGUUGCCGAUGAACAGAAGAGUAAAGAGAUUAUGCACAGGGAUACUAAAGUCAUUCUCAUACUCACAUUGACAAACGACGAGACAAGAAUAUACAGAUUAUCUAUUAGUAAGUUUCAUGAAUUAAGGUAUGUUAUAGCCAGUGCAUUGAAAAGUAUGAUUGUUCUGGAGAAGAGGAAAUGUAUGAGAAGAAACUGACAAAAGGUUGAUUGCAGUGGAUAGUCAUGUAUGAAAAUGAUCCAUCCACUUUUGUUUCAAGUUUAAAAGAGUCAUGGCCAAUUAUUUUUUGUAUGAAAUAGUAUGAGAUGUUAACAUAUUAACGCCUCUAGUCCACCGACGCUGCGAACUGCGAAAUAUCUGCGAAACCGAUGCGAAACAGGAAUGGAGCGAGAUGCAAUAUAACGCAAUACGUGGGAGAGCCAUGCUUC
Molecule: messenger RNA, 999 nt
Organism: Aricia agestis (brown argus)
Lineage: Eukaryota; Metazoa; Arthropoda; Insecta; Lepidoptera; Lycaenidae
Exons: 4
Coding region: 146-769 (207 amino acids)
Cellular component (GO): nucleus
Source: RefSeq, a predicted model, not a curated record